UGCAGCAGAGGAGCUGGAAAAUCAGGAUAAUAGGCUCUGUGCAGAUUUAAUCUCACCGGCAGAAUUGGCACCCGCCAAUUGCACUGCCGUACGACAUUGUACCGACCCAAUCCAUCACAUCACUUACUCUACACGAGACCACAAGCCUUACCCGUCGUCGCCCUGGUUAAGUGUCGCACGCACCACGGUCAAGAUGCCCUCCUCUUUAUCUAAGCGGGCCCCCGGGUCGAGCAGUGGUGGUCGUGGUGGUCGUCAUCCUCCUCAGCAGUCCGGUGCCUCUGUCGUCGUCAAGACCUCUUACAGUGUCUCGAAUCUGCACUGUCCCACUUGCGUCACAGCCAUCAGACAUGAACUGAUGGAGGCCUUUGGCGACAAGGUCCUAUGGGUCUCGCCAAACAUCGUCACUUCAGUCGUCACCGUGGAACAUGAUUCAUCCGUCAAGAUCAAGAAGAUGGCUGAUGUCUUGACCGACGCCGGCUACGAGGUUUCUGGCGUCUCUACCUCUGCUGAUGAUUCAGAAGAUGCCUCGUCUCAGAUCAACAACGCCACAGCCGCAUCCCUACACGAUGGACAAGCCACAGAGACCCGUCCUGCACCCUACAAGACACUCUCUACAUGGUUGUCAGGGGAUCACUCCCAGUCGGAAGCCGCCCGUGUUCAUCUCUUAAACUGUGAGCAGUGCCGCAAUUCCCAAGGCACAUCUACAAAGCCAUGUCACGACCAACCACAUGGUGGUGCCGCUUCGCCACCAGCUUCGUCGUCUUCAGCCGGUGCCCAGCACCCGGAGGGAGCAGCCGCACAGAAACCCAACGACAUGUCUCUUGUCACGGUGGAUUCGGACGACAGUAGCUCAGCUGACAAGCAGUUAUGGCGGGCGAGCCUGGCCGUGGGUGGCAUGACAUGCGCUGCCUGUAUCAACAACAUCAAAGGCACACUCGACGAGUUAGAUUGGGUGACAGAAUCCGCAGUCAAUCUCCUGUCCAACAGUGCGACCGUUGAGUUCUACGGCAAGGGACAUGCCGACGAUAUAGUGGAGGCCAUUGAGGACAGCGGCUACGAAGCACACCUGGACAGCGUCGAGCCAGUCGAGAGCGAGCAGGCUGAGACUCAGGAGAGGACCGUCGAGAUCCUGCUGGGUGGCAUCUAUUGCUCACACUGCCCUGGCCGGGUGAUCAGCAGUCUCGCUGGUUUCAGGCGACAGAUCGACAUCAUCACCGAGCCCACCCAAGCAAAGCCAAUCAUGAAGAUUGCUUACGUGCCCGAGGCUCCCAACUUUACCAUCCGACACAUACUGGCAGCUGUGGAGGCCGGCGACCCAGCCCUGCAGGUCUCCAUCUACCAUCCGCCCAGCCUGGAGGAGCGAUCCAAGAUGGCACAGCACCAGCACCAGCGUCGGCUGCUCUACCGGGCCAUAUUCACAUUCAUCGUAGCCAUACCAACAUUCAUCCUCGGCGUUGUCUACAUGUCCCUCAUCCCAGACCCCAAUACCUCCAAGGACUUCCUGACGAGACCAUGGGUCUCGGGCAUCAGCCGCGCCCAGAUCGCCAUGUUCAUACUGGCGACCCCUGUCUAUUUCUUCGCGGCCGAUGUGUUCCACACCCGAGCGCUCAAAGAGAUUAAGACCCUCUGGAGAAGAGGGAGUCAGAUGCCCAUCCUGCGACGAUUUUAUCGAUUUGGCAGCAUGAACACCCUGAUGUCCCUGGGCACGACAAUCGCAUAUGUAUCUUCGGUAGCACAGCUCAUUGCAGCCGGCGUCAACAAGCCUGAUCAUGUGAACGACCAGGAAUUUUAUUUUGACUCGGUAGUGUUCUUGACCCUCUUCCUGCUCGUCGGAAGAUGGAUCGAGGCGUACAGCAAGUCCAAGACCGGAGACGCGGUCACAGCUCUUGGCAAGCUGCGUCCCACAGAAGCCGUGCUUGUCGAGCGCAAGGACGAAGGCAAGACGGAGGACAAGGUCGUCAAGGCCGACUUGCUCGAUUUCGGUGACACAGUCCGCAUACGGCACGGCGCAUCACCGCCAGCGGAUGGUAUCGUCGUCGAGGGUGAGACCAGUUUUGAUGAGUCCAGCCUCACCGGGGAGGCUCGACUUAUCAAGAAAGGUCCCGAGGAUGCUGUUUAUGCUGGUACCGUCAACAAGGACAAACCAGUCGUCAUCCGGAUCACUGGCGUGGCCGGCACUUCGAUGCUCGACCAGAUCGUCAAGGUUGUCCGGGAAGGUCAGACCAAGCGUGCCCCCAUGGAGCAGAUCGCAGACGUCCUGACCACUUAUUUCGUCCCUGUGGUGACCCUGAUCGCCAUUGUCACUUGGCUCAUCUGGAUGAUUCUCGGGCUCAGCGGCGUAAUCCCUAACGACUAUCUGGACGUCACCUCGGGCGGCUGGGUCGCCUUCUCCCUGCAAUUUGCUAUUGCCGUCUUUGUGGUUGCCUGCCCCUGCGGUCUGGGUCUUGCCGCACCAACGGCCAUCUUCGUCGGCGGCGGACUCGCUGCUAAGCAUGGGAUCCUCGCCAAGGGAGGAGGUGAGGCCUUUGAGAAGGCGAGCCGGAUCGACUGUGUUGUUUUCGACAAGACAGGUACCCUCACUGAGGGCGGCCUGCCGAGCAUCACAGACUCGACCAUCUUUCCUGAUCCCGGCGCGUUCUCCAAAGAGCAGACGUCAACCAUGCUGGCCGCCCUGAAGGCUGUUGAAGAGAGCAGCAGCCAUCCCAUUGCAAAGGCCAUCGUGUCGUUCUGUGCUGAGAGGGAGCUUGACCCCAACGUAGACACCACAGAUGUGCAGGAGGAACCUGGCAAGGGUUUGAAGGCAACUUUCUCGAGUGGAGAGACUCAUGAGAUGCUGGUCGGCAACGAAGCCAUGAUGAAGGACCACGGGGUCGAGCUCUCAGAAAAGGUCGUGUCCAUGACUGACACAUGGAAAAAGGAGGCCAAGUCCAUUGCCCUUGUCGCCAUGAGGUGCACAUCGUCAUCAGAGCCACAUUUCAAGAUCGCCGCCGCCCUUGCCAUCUCUGACCCCAUCCGCCCCGAAUCCGUCGAUAUCGUUCAAUCUCUUCAGUCUAGGGGCACACGCGUGUGGAUGCUCUCUGGCGACAACGAGGUGACAGCUCGCGCCGUCGCAACCCUCAUCGGCAUCCCGUCGGACCAGGUCAUCUCGGGCGUCCUACCCACGCAGAAGGCAGACAAGAUCAAGUACCUGCAGUCGACGCUGAAGGCCCGCCGCGGCAGUGACAAGAAUAAGGAGGGAGAGGAGGCCUCGACACGUGCCACGGUCGCCAUGGUCGGCGACGGCAUCAACGACAGCCCAGCGCUCACACAGGCCGAUGUCGGCAUCGCCAUUGGCUCCGGCUCCGACGUAGCCAUCAGCUCCGCCGAGUUCGUGCUUGUCAAGUCGGACCUCUGGAGCGUCGUCACGCUGCUCGAUCUGUCCCAGGCCGUCUUCACUAGGGUUAAGGUCAACUUUGCCUGGGCCCUGGUAUACAACAUGGUCGCGGUCCCCAUCGCUGCCGGCGUGCUGAUGCCCAUCGUCUCGAAUGGGAGCCAUGUCCGCCUAGACCCGGUGUGGGCGUCUCUCGCCAUGGCGCUCAGCAGCAUCUCGGUCGUGACAAGCAGCCUCGCGCUGCGGAGCGGCAUCCCGGGCCUUGGCUUUCGGGAGAAGUCGCAUGGGAGGAAGGAUAAGAGGGAGAGGGGGAAUGGGAGCGAGGGUGUGCCGUCGGACAAGGCCAGGCUUUAGGCGCGCCUCUACCUGUGGCCUCGAUUUGGACUGUUGCAUAAUUUUGAUCUGAACAUGGGCUCGAGGGACUAUGCGGGGGGCACGAGAAGACGGCAGCGGUUCAGACCAUACGGAGGGUCAGGGCGUUUUGGGUAUUAAUGUGGGCAAGAGUCUUAUGGCCUCAUCUACGCUCAUUUUAUCUUUAUCUUUCAGAUUAUAUGGUGCUUUAGAUACCCAGCGGUGCGUUCCUGCUAUCAGGAAUAGGAAUACAUAACGUUAUUAAGCG
Molecule: messenger RNA, 3989 nt
Organism: Cryphonectria parasitica EP155
Lineage: Eukaryota; Fungi; Ascomycota; Sordariomycetes; Diaporthales; Cryphonectriaceae
Product: heavy metal translocatin
Exons: 1
Coding region: 194-3724 (1176 amino acids)
Biological process (GO): monoatomic cation transport; copper ion homeostasis
Cellular component (GO): membrane
Molecular function (GO): ATP hydrolysis activity; P-type divalent copper transporter activity; ATP binding
Source: RefSeq, a predicted model, not a curated record